This is a messenger RNA of Lodderomyces orthopsilosis Co 90-125, 1662 nucleotides long. It is a transcript of the gene ZRT1, whose product is annotated as Zrt1p. The record is from RefSeq and is a predicted model, not a curated record. Gene Ontology annotation, biological process: zinc ion transmembrane transport. Gene Ontology annotation, molecular function: zinc ion transmembrane transporter activity. NCBI's taxonomy places the organism in Eukaryota, Fungi, Ascomycota, Pichiomycetes, Serinales, Debaryomycetaceae. Bases 1 to 1662 code for a protein of 553 amino acids. Gene Ontology annotation, cellular component: plasma membrane. The transcript has a single exon.
AUGAAGUUUACGGGAUUGACAAGUGUUUCCAUUGUUGCACUUCUUUUGACCAAAAUUUGUGCUAAUACAGUAAUAGUGAAAAAUUCUUUGGGGAAAGAGUUUAAAGUUUUGAUUGCAAGAGCUGAAGAAGGACACGAUCAUGAACAUGAACACGAACACAGUACUUCGAAUACCACUGUAACAGGCUGCCACAUGCAUGGAGAUACACAAUAUUGUAUCGACUGGGAAGGUGAAGAGGGUUACAUCAAACCGAAGCAGGAAAACCCACAAUCAAACUAUACUGGAUGCCAUUUGCACGGUACUGAAGUCCAUUGUAAAAACGGUGACGAAGAAUUACAAUUUGUCAAAGUUGACGAGGAAGAUGAGGAAGAUCAUGAACAUGAACACGGACACGAACACAGUACUUCGAAUACCACUGUAACAGGCUGCCACAUGCAUGGAGAUACACAAUAUUGUAUCGACUGGGAAGGUGAAGAGGGUUACAUCAAACCGAAGCAGGAAAACCCACAAUCAAACUAUACUGGAUGUCAUUUGCACGGUACUGAAGUCCAUUGUAAAAACGGUGACGAAGAAUUACAAUUUGUCAAAUUAGAUGAGUCAUCUGAAGCAAGCUCCACCACCUCCGAGUCAAGCUCUACAUCUGGUGUAUCGUGUCACUUCCAUGCAGGAGUUGAACAUUGCGUUGAUUCGAAUGGAAAUACUGUACAUGGUGCCAAUGGAGACACUUGUGAAAGAAUAGAUAGGGAUUACGACAUUCCAUUAAGAAUUGGACUUUUAUUUGUUAUAUUGGUCACAAGUGCAAUUGGAUCCUUUGGCCCAUUGGUCUUACGUUCAUUCUUUAAAAUAUCUUCAGAAAAUAUGAUCAUCACUAUUGUCAAGCAGUUUGGUACAGGUGUUGUUAUUUCCACUGCGUUGGUUCAUUUAAUGACCCAUGCAUUUUUAAUGUGGUCUAACGAAUGUAUUCAUUUGGCGUAUGAAGGAACUGGCGCUGCAAUAACAAUGGCAGGUAUUUUUAUUGCAUUUGUCGUCGAAUACGUCGCUUAUCGCUUUUUGUCUUACAGGUUGAAUAAACUUCCAGGUGCUAAGGAAAAUUCAUCUGAAGAUGAUGGUGGAAUGAAUGUUGCUACUAAAACCGUAUCGGAUGAAGAAGAAACCAUGUCACUCCACGGGUCUUACAAAGCAAUGCAUGACAAACUUUCUGUUGUCAUUCUUGAAGCAGGAAUUGUCUUCCACUCAAUCUUAAUUGGUAUUACAUUGGUUGUUGCUGCUGAUUCAUACUUUAUCACUUUAUUCAUUGUCAUUGUAUUUCAUCAGUUUUUUGAAGGAUUGGCAUUGGGUUCAAGAAUUAUAGAGUUGAAGGAUUCUAUAUGGUCGAAAAUUCUCAUGGCAGCCGUUUUUGCAAUCAUAACUCCCGUAGGUAUGGCUAUUGGUAUUGGUACACUUCACAAAUUUAAUGGUAACGACCCAUCCACUAUCAUUGCAUUGGGUACGUUAGAUUCUUUUUCGGCAGGUGUUUUAUUAUGGACUGGUUUGAUUGAAAUGUGGGCUCAUGACUGGCUAUUUGGAAACUUGCGUCAUGCUGGAAUGGUUCAUACUUCGUUGGCUAUGGUUGCGUUAAUUGGUGGUUUAAUACUUAUGAGUUUAUUAGGAAAGUGGGCUUAG